This is a messenger RNA of Penicillium canescens, 5742 nucleotides long. RefSeq lists its product as uncharacterized. Gene Ontology annotation, cellular component: 1,3-beta-D-glucan synthase complex; plasma membrane. The record is from RefSeq and is a predicted model, not a curated record. Gene Ontology annotation, biological process: (1->3)-beta-D-glucan biosynthetic process; fungal-type cell wall polysaccharide biosynthetic process. The transcript is spliced from 4 exons. Gene Ontology annotation, molecular function: 1,3-beta-D-glucan synthase activity. Lineage: Eukaryota; Fungi; Ascomycota; Eurotiomycetes; Eurotiales; Aspergillaceae. Bases 1 to 5742 code for a protein of 1913 amino acids.
AUGUCGGGUUACGCAGGCGCUGGCGGCGGCGGCGGCCACUACGAUGAUGGCUACGGCCAGCAAGGCCAUGGUGACUCUUACUACCAAGAUGAACAUGCCCAGGGGUAUUACGAUAACCAGGGCUAUGGAGAUGGCUACUACGACCAAGGACACGGUUACUACGGUGCAGAAGGUGGUGCCCAUGGUGCCGAGGCUGGCCACGGAUACGCCGAUGGAGGAUACUACGAAGGUGGUCACCAAGACCAGUACUACGGCGACCAGUACUACGAUCAGGGCCAGGGAGAAUACGGACGUGGCCGACGGGGACACGACUCCGAGGCAGACUCUGAGACCUUCAGUGAUUUCACCAUGAGGUCGGAGACUGCCCGUGCUGCCGACAUGGACUACUACGGCCGGGGAGACGACCAGUACAACAGUUACACCGACAGUCAAUACGGCCGCGGCGGCUACGGCUACCGCCCUCCUUCAUCCCAGAUAUCCUAUGGUGCCAACCGUUCAUCUGGUGCCUCGACUCCGGUCUACGGAAUGGAUUAUGGGAACGCUUUACCUGCUGGCCAGCGUUCGCGUGAGCCGUACCCAGCUUGGAGUGCUGAUGCCCAGAUCCCUCUCUCGAAGGAGGAGCUUGAGGAUAUCUUCUUGGAUCUAGUCAACAAGUUCGGAUUCCAGCGCGACAGCAUGCGGAACAUGUACGACCACAUGAUGACCAUGUUGGAUUCCCGCGCGUCGCGUAUGACGCCUAACCAAGCCCUGCUCUCCAUCCACGCCGAUUACAUCGGUGGCCACAACGCCAACUACCGCCGGUGGUACUUCGCCGCUCAUCUCGAUCUCGACGAUGCCGUGGGUUUCGCCAACAUGAAACUGGGCAAGGCCGAUCGUAAGACUCGCAAGGCCCGCAAGGCUGCCCAGAAGGCCGCCAAGAAGAACCCAGAGAACGAGGAGGAAACUCUCGAGGCUUUGGAAGGUGAUAACAGCUUGGAAGCCGCCGAAUACCGUUGGAAGUCGCGCAUGAACCGUAUGUCUCAGCACGACCGCGCCCGUCAAGUCGCUUUGUACCUGCUCUGUUGGGGUGAAGCCAACCAAGUUCGAUUCCUGCCCGAGUGUUUGUGCUUCAUUUUCAAGUGCGCCGACGAUUACUAUUCCUCACCCGAAUGUCAGAACCGUGUCGAGCCUUACUGCCGUGAUCAGGGAUACGAGAUCAUGGACGGCAAGUACGUUCGUCGUGAGAAUGACCACAACAAGAUCAUCGGUUAUGAUGAUAUGAACCAGCUCUUUUGGUACCCCGAGGGUAUUGAGCGAAUUUCCUUCGAAGACAAAACCCGUCUUGUCGAUGUUCCUGUCGCUGAACGUUGGCCCAAGCUGAAGGAUGUUGUGUGGAAGAAGGCCUUCUUCAAGACUUACAAGGAGACUCGAUCCUGGUUCCACAUGGUCACCAACUUCAACCGUAUCUGGGUCAUCCAUUUGUGUUCAUUCUGGUUCUUCACUGCUUACAACGCUCCAACACUCUACACACCGAACUAUCAGCAACAGCUUGACAAUAAGCCGAUUACCCCCAGAUACUUGGCUGCCGUCGGUUUUGGAGGUGUUCUCGCCGCUUUCAUUCAGAUUUUUGCGACUAUCACUGAAUGGCUUUACGUUCCGCGUCGUUGGGCUGGAGCUCAGCAUCUGCGUAAGCGUUUCUUCUUCCUCCUGGGUGUCUUCAUCGUCAAUCUUGUUCCUGGUGUGAUUAUCUUCGGUUUCUUGGAUAAGCUGCCAACGAGCGCACGAAACCCGGUGGGCCUCGCUCUGGGUAUUGUUCACUUCGUCAUCGCACUUUUGACAGCCGUCUUCUUCGCGAUCCAGCCCCUUGGUGCCCUCUUUGGAAGCUAUUUGAAGAAACACGGCCGUCAGUAUGUCGCCAGUCAAACGUUCACAGCCAGUUUCCCUCAUUUGUCAGGCAACGACAUGUGGAUGUCCUAUGGUCUCUGGGUUUGUGUUUUCGGUGCUAAGUUGGCUGAGUCUUACUUCUUCUUGACCCUGUCCUUCAAGGAUCCUAUUCGCAUUCUGUCUCCAAUGCAGAUUCACCAGUGCACUGGUGCCCAGUACAUUGGCAACGCAGUGUGCCACCGCCAGCCGCAGAUUCUGCUGGGUUUGAUGUUCUUCAUGGACCUGACUCUUUUCUUCCUGGACAGCUAUUUGUGGUACAUUAUUUGUAACACUAUUUUCUCCGUGGCGCGUUCAUUCUACCUUGGUGUCUCCAUUUGGUCUCCCUGGAGAAACAUCUUCUCCCGUCUGCCCAAGCGUAUAUACUCCAAGGUCCUGGCUACCACUGACAUGGAGAUUAAGUACAAGCCCAAGGUCCUGAUCUCGCAGGUUUGGAACGCCAUCAUCAUCUCCAUGUACCGCGAGCACCUUUUGGCCAUCGACCAUGUGCAGAAGUUGCUGUACCACCAGGUUCCAUCUGAGCAGGAAGGCAAGCGGACUCUCCGUGCCCCUACCUUCUUCGUCUCCCAGGAGGAUCAGUCCUUCAAGACCGAAUUCUUCCCUCAAGGUAGUGAGGCAGAGCGUCGCAUUUCGUUCUUUGCCCAGUCGCUCUCUACUCCCAUGCCUGAGCCGCUUCCCGUCGACAACAUGCCUACUUUCACCGUCCUCAUCCCUCACUACAGCGAAAAGAUCCUACUCUCCCUGCGUGAGAUCAUCCGUGAAGAUGAGCCGUACUCUCGUGUCACGCUCUUGGAAUACCUCAAGCAGCUCCACCCUCACGAGUGGGAUUGCUUUGUCAAAGACACAAAGAUUCUCGCCGACGAGACUUCCCAGUUCAACGGCGAGAAGCCCGAAAAGGAUGCAGCCAAGAGCAAAAUUGAUGACCUUCCCUUCUACUGCAUUGGCUUCAAGUCCGCCGCUCCCGAGUACACCCUUCGCACACGUAUCUGGGCAUCUCUUCGCUCCCAGACUCUAUACAGAACUGUCUCCGGUUUCAUGAACUACAGCCGUGCUAUCAAGCUUCUGUACCGUGUUGAGAACCCCGAAGUUGUUCAGAUGUUUGGUGGCAACUCCGAGAAGCUGGAGCGUGAGCUGGAGCGUAUGGCCCGCCGCAAGUUCCGCAUCUGUGUCUCCAUGCAACGCUACGCCAAGUUCAACAAGGAUGAGCGUGAGAACACUGAGUUCUUGCUGCGUGCUUACCCGGACCUGCAAAUCGCUUACCUGGAUGAGGAGCCCCCCGCGACUGAGGGUGAGGAGCCCCGCCUGUACUCUGCUCUCAUCGACGGCCACUGUGAACUUCUCGACAACAACAUGCGUAAGCCCAAGUUCAGAAUCCAGCUUUCCGGUAACCCCAUUCUCGGAGACGGAAAGAGUGACAACCAGAAUCACGCCAUUAUCUUCUAUCGCGGUGAAUACAUUCAGUUGAUUGACGCCAACCAGGACAACUAUCUCGAGGAGUGCCUCAAGAUUCGCAGUGUCCUGGCUGAGUUCGAGGAAUUGACCACCGACAACGUUUCGCCCUACACCCCUGGUAUCGCCUCGCCUGAUAGCAAUCCUGUCGCUAUUCUUGGAGCUCGUGAAUACAUUUUCUCUGAGAGCGUUGGUGUCCUGGGUGACGUUGCUGCCUCCAAGGAACAAACAUUCGGUACUCUGUUCGCUCGUACGCUUGCCCAGAUCGGUGGUAAGCUGCAUUAUGGUCACCCAGAUUUCCUGAACGCUACCUUCAUGUGUACCCGUGGUGGUGUGUCCAAGGCUCAGAAGGGAUUGCAUCUUAACGAGGAUAUUUACGCUGGUAUGAACGCCAUCCUUCGUGGAGGUCGCAUCAAGCACUGCGAGUACUAUCAGUGUGGUAAGGGUCGUGAUCUUGGUUUCGGUUCUAUUCUGAACUUCACCACGAAGAUUGGUACUGGUAUGGGUGAACAGAUGCUGUCGCGAGAGUACUACUACCUUGGUACCCAGCUGCCUCUCGAUCGCUUCUUGUCAUUCUACUACGCCCAUCCUGGUUUCCAUCUUAACAACAUGUUCAUUAUGUUGUCUGUGCAGAUGUUCAUGAUUGUCCUGAUCAACCUGGGUGCCCUGAAGCAUGAGACUAUCAUGUGCCGGUUCAACUCUGACCUUCCCAUUACUGAUCCUCUCCAGCCGACUCUCUGUGCCAACCUGAUUCCCAUCUUGGACUGGGUUAACCGUUGUGUUAUCUCCAUUUUCAUUGUGUUCUUCAUCUCCUUCGUUCCUCUCGCUGUUCAAGAAUUGACAGAACGAGGUGUGUGGCGUAUGGCUACCCGUCUGGCUAAGCACUUUGGUUCAUUCUCCUUCAUGUUCGAAGUGUUUGUAUGCCAAAUCUACGCCAACGCUGUUCACCAGAACUUGUCUUUCGGAGGUGCGCGCUACAUCGGUACAGGUCGUGGUUUCGCUACUGCCCGUAUUCCCUUCGGUGUGCUCUACUCGCGUUUCGCUGGUCCCUCCAUCUACGCUGGUGCUCGUCUCCUGCUGAUGCUCUUGUUCUCCACCACCACUGUCUGGACUCCUGCCCUCAUUUGGUUCUGGGUUUCUCUGCUCGCGCUGUGCAUCUCGCCGUUCCUGUUCAACCCUCACCAGUUUGCCUGGAACGACUUCUUCAUCGAUUACCGUGACUACAUCCGCUGGCUGUCGCGUGGUAACUCCCGAUCGCACGCAUCCUCCUGGAUUGGUUUCUGUCGUCUCUCGCGUACCCGCAUUACUGGAUACAAGCGCAAGCUUCUUGGUGUUCCAUCCGAGAAGGGCAACGGAGAUGUUCCCAGAGCGCGCAUCACCAACAUCUUCUUCAGUGAAAUAAUUGCACCUCUGGUCGUUGUCGGUGCCACUCUGGUUCCCUACCUGUACAUCAACUCCCGGACCAUGUUCUCUGAUGAUAACAAGUGGGCGGCGAACCCCAUCGCUCGUAUUGCCAUCGUCGCUUUCGCCCCGAUUGGUAUCAACGCUGGUGUUGCGGGCAUGUUCUUCGGUAUGGCUUGUUGUAUGGGUCCCAUCUUCGGCAUGUGCUGCAAGAAGUUCGGUGCUGUCCUCGCCGCCAUAGCUCACGCCAUCGCCGUCAUCGCCUUCCUCAUCUUCUUCCUGGCCAUGUUUGUUUUGGAGUCUCUCAACUGGCCUCGAACCAUCUCUGGCAUGAUCGCCGUCAUGGCUCUGCAGCGAUUCGUCUACAAGCUCAUCAUUUCUCUUGCCUUGACCCGUGAGUUCAAGAAUGAUCAAUCCAACAUUGCUUGGUGGACGGGUAAAUGGUACAACAUGGGUUGGCACUCGCUUUCCCAGCCCGGACGUGAAUUCCUUUGCAAGAUCACCGAGCUUGGUUACUUCGCCAACGAUUUCGUCCUCGGCCACAUUCUCUUGUUUGCGAUGCUUCCAGCCCUCGCCAUUCCCUACGUUGACAAGUUCCACUCUGUAAUUCUGUUCUGGCUCCGCCCCAGUCGGCAAAUCCGCCCCCCUAUCUACUCACUCAAGCAGUCCAAGCUACGCAAGAGACGUGUUGUUCGUUUCGCCAUUCUCUACUUCGUCAUGCUCGUCAUUUUCGUUGUAAUCGUCGCCGCCCCCAUCGUUCUGCGCAACACCAAGAUGCUGGACUCCUUCCUCAAGGACACUCUCUGGGGUGUAAUCGGUGUUCAGAAGCAGGGUGCUAUUGGACUUCUCCAACCUCUGGACCAUGGACUUAACGACACCGUCAAAUGGUUCACAGGCAGCGGUCUUCCCGGUGGUUACUCAUCCUCGGCCAUCCCUACGCCUUCUGCCGGCUCAGAUAGCUGGUACAUCUAA